Prorocentrum cordatum is the source of this 342-nucleotide messenger RNA. Lineage: Eukaryota; Dinophyceae; Prorocentrales; Prorocentraceae. The record is from the annotation of a GenBank genome assembly.
AUGCCGCCAGGCCAUGCCAUCUUCGCCUUCGCGCAGGGGGACCUCGUUCAGUACUUCAAGCUGGCGGCCGUGGGCGCGGGAUUGGACUGCCUGGGGCCAGAGCUGUACAUGCUGACGCACGGCGGGCCGAGCCACGACCACGCGCGCCUGCUCCGCUCGCUGCAGGAGAUCCGCGCGCCGGUACCAGAAGGAGGGGCGCAUAGAUGGGCAGCUUCAGAGGCUGCCGGCCGUGGCCCGCUGGCGGGCGAUCAGUCUCGCGCUGGCCGUGCCCGCGGCCCUCGCGACGCUUUUGCUCGCACCCCGGCCUCCAGGGGGGCCAGCCGCAGGUCUUUCUGGAGUUGA